Molecule: messenger RNA, 1638 nt
Organism: Fusarium pseudograminearum CS3096
Lineage: Eukaryota; Fungi; Ascomycota; Sordariomycetes; Hypocreales; Nectriaceae
Exons: 4
Coding region: 1-1638 (545 amino acids)
Source: RefSeq, a predicted model, not a curated record
AUGGUCUAUCUUUCCCAACCUCGAAACCCUCCUGUCUGGUUUGAGAAUGGAGGCGUGACAGCCCUUGUCAAACCUGGGGUAGCUUCCACCCUCCUUCCUGUCUCAGUUAGAAACUGGAAAAUGGAAAGCAAAGCUACGGGAAAGAGUGGAAUCAAGAGCCAUGAUCGAAAGAUAUGUAUUGCUUCUAUACUCUGGACUUGCAAUGUUCGCGGUAUCUACAGCGGCCUCACCUACACGGUUCCUGAGAAUCUCCACCCAGAGAUGAUCAACAGUGAGAAUUGUGCUGAGAUCUGCCAGUACCUGCCAGACUGCAAGUCAUCCGCCUUAGUUGAUGGACAAUGCAAUUUCACCGACGUAUUGAUCCGCAAGUCUGAUAUCACGACCUUGAACCGUUCAGAACCCAACCAGGGUUUCUGGAACGAACAAAGGUGUUUCCAGUGCAACGACUGCUCUUUGCCGCCAUUGUUCAAUCCGCCGGAAAUGACCCAUGCCCCAGAAGAAGUCUCUUCCACCAGUGCACCUGAGGAAACCAGGACCCGCAGUGCAGAGGCCACGCCUACGGAGACGAGAAACAUUGUCUGUGGUUACGUCGGUCAAUACACUGGUGGUGGCGGUCCUUAUGAGGCUGACCACACAGCCUUCCCCGACCAAAGCAGUCUGAAGGCGUGCAGACAGGCUUGCAAUGGUAUUCGAGACUGCAAGGCUGUUGCGUUUGUCACUUGGAACAAGUACCAAAACCCAGGUUACUGUCUCUUUGCAGAUAACCGCAUCACAUGGGAUACUCUGGUGUCUGAUGAUCAAGCUGUUUACAAGGCUGUCUGGGCCGAUCUUGAAUGUGACUUUGAUCUCAUCUCGGUUCCUGAGCUGUCUUUCCCUACGACAACUAUGGCUCCCGUUGACUCUCAACCUACCACACUGACUACACGGACCUCUCAGCAGCCUGAGACCACGACGACACCUGCCGGUGUCUGUCUCUUUAACCGUGGUCAAUCGUGCGAAAUGACCCCAAGCAAGUUGGAGUCUGGCACCUUUUGCGCUUAUGCUGCCAAGUUCAAUGGCAAUCAGUGGAAGGAAAGCCGCCAAGACUACCCGUACCAAGACACCUUGGAACAAUGCGCCGCUAUCUGCCAAACCAUGGACCAUUGCGAGUCCGCGGCAUACUGGCAGACGGAGAACCGCUGUCUUUUCACUGCGAAGAAGAUAGUUGAGUCUGAUUUCACCAUCACCCCUGAUCGUGACUUUGAGCACGCAACCUGGACACACAAGUCCUGCUGGACAUGCCCAUCCUGCCAAGCAACUCCCGCGCCCAUCACUCGCGCAGUAUCCUGUUCUUAUGAACAAGGCGACGUUUGCCAGCGUGUGACAUCGAACAUUGAUAGUGCUCUAUGCAACUACCAAGGUUUUUGGGAACUAGAGUGGAGAGAAUCUCUGGAGAAAUACCCUGACCAGAGCUCGCCUGCCAAGUGUGCUGCUAUCUGCCGUACGCGAGAUGAUUGCUUUGGGUCUGGAUACAAGGAUGGUAUAUGCAUGUUUUCGCCAAUCCGUCUGGAGCCUCAGAGAUUUAGAGAUUGGCCCGAUCACUCACGAGAUGGAGAUUGGGAUGACAUCUCUUGUUUCCAGUGUCCCAACUGUGCUUAG